Molecule: messenger RNA, 1299 nt
Organism: Adineta steineri
Lineage: Eukaryota; Metazoa; Rotifera; Eurotatoria; Adinetida; Adinetidae
Source: the annotation of a GenBank genome assembly
AUGAAUUUCAGAAGUGGACCGUAUACUGAAGGAACAGCAGAUUAUAUUCGAAAUGGUGGUCGAUAUGCAUUAGCGACAGCUGUGCUUGACAGUAUCGUACUUGUAUUUGCUCUUGUUAUAGCUUUUCUUCUUCGAGCAUCUGAUAUCUUUCCUGUUCGACAACAACAAUUUUUAUGUGAUGAUGCUCGUUAUUAUCAAUCUUAUGAAGAUGCUAAUAUAACACGAAAUUAUAUUAUACUUUCAAAUAUUACUCUUUAUAUUUUAUGUUUAUUUAUUCCAAUUUUUAUUAUAUCAAUCAUUGAACUUGUUCGUUCAUUUACUAGCUGCAAUGCCUAUCGAGCUCGUCUUGCUAUACGAGUUAAAGAAUGUCUUAUUCGAUCAUUAGCUCGUAUUCUUAAAUUUUCUGCGGUUUUUAUUUUUGGUGCAUUAUCAACAACUGUUCUUACUGAUAUUUUAAAAAUUAUGUCCGGUCGUUUAAGACCAUAUUUUUUAACUUUAUGUAAUCCAGAUCAAAAAUCAUGUAAUGGAAUGGGUUUAACAGAUGCUGAAUUUGUAUGUCUUACUAAAAAUAUGACUGGAUUAUUACGAGAAGCUCGACUUUCGUUUCCAUCAUUACAUGCUUCAUUGUCAAUGUAUAGUGCCAUGUUUCUUGCUAUUUAUUUACAUCGAGUCAUUUGUAUUGACCGUGUUCGAAUUGUUAAACCAUUUAUUAUCAUGUCAAUUAUUACAUUAUCGAUAGUAGCUGGUGGUGUACGAUUAGCAAGUAAUAAGAAUCAUUGGGAAGAUAUAGCAGUUGGAUUUGCAUUAGGUGCAUCAAUUGCAAUAUAUUUAAUGAAAACUCUUCAAUCACCAAAAUCAUUGAAUGGAUUACCAGUAGCACGAGGAGGUAAUUAUGAUGAUUAUCAAAGUUAUGUUGAAGAUCAUACUCAAUAUAAUAAAGAAAUGGAUCCAACUUAUGCACCUGGUAUGGACACUGUUUAUCAAACAACUGGACAUAGUGUUGGUGGUCCUGAACAAUUUUCUUUGCAACCAAGUGCAUCUCAAGGUCAUAUUGCUGGUGGUUUUGCUCGUCAUCGAUAUGAUCUCAAAACUCAAAUGCAACAGCAAGCAGCAGCUGCUGCUUUUGCUGCUCAGCAACAACAACAACAACAACAAUCAACAGAUAAAUCAGUUACUUCAGUAAGUCGUGGAGAUACAACAAAUGGUGCUAUAAAUCAACUUGUUCAUCAAAUUCAACAUCCACCACGUGCAUCAUCAACUAGUCAACGUGCAAGUACAUCAAUGAGUGUACUUAGAUAA